Oxyura jamaicensis (ruddy duck) is the source of this 8530-nucleotide messenger RNA. It is a transcript of the gene ENPP5, whose product is annotated as ectonucleotide pyrophosphatase/phosphodiesterase family member 5. NCBI's taxonomy places the organism in Eukaryota, Metazoa, Chordata, Aves, Anseriformes, Anatidae. The record is from RefSeq and is a predicted model, not a curated record. The coding region runs from base 6939 to 8375 and encodes 478 amino acids. The transcript has 4 exons.
AAGGGGAGUGAGUUGUUUGGUGGCCUUUCAACCUCUGGAUUUUUUUAUUUUAUUUUAUUUUAUUUUUAAGGAAUAUUUUCCUUGCAACCUUUUUAGAAACAGAAAAAUGCCCUCUUCCACCAACAGCUGUAGAGUGAACCGCUCUUAAAUGGUCGUAGGGAUGCGACACAGCUCUCUGGGCUGAGGGGAGAGGCAGCAGCUUGCUGAAGGGUUUGGUGUCUUUCAGUCUCUCUUUGUAAGGAGGAGGGAGACAGAAUAUCAGUAAGGAUUGUCAUUUUAUCUUCCAUAAAGGUCUGAGUGGUACUUCUGAGUUUGAGGAAGAAAGAGAACCUGUCUGCUCAUUUCAGAUGGGAUUCAUUGCUCUCUGCCAUAGCUGUACGUUCCAGUAAUGAUUAAGGCUGAAUGCUUUCCUAGUGGUGUGUUGAAUAGCCCUGAAACGUAGUAAUUACUUGUACAUCCUACAAUCAGUCCUUUUCCCUCCUCGUUUCCUGUGCUUUAAAGCCCUUCUUGAGCUGUAUACAGUUUGGGUUUGUGGAGGUGAGGAGAAGUUAGUUGGUGUUCUUUUGUUUUUCUUUUCUUUUCCUUUCCUUUUUUUUUUUUUUUAGGCCAAAGAAAACAGGACCAUAAUUACACACUUGAAAUUAGACUGCAUGCAAUCGAGUCCCCUUUUUUUCACUCUGUCCUGCAUGUUUCUUUCACUUGCAAUGUAUACUGGGUUACAGAAAUUGUUCUGUGUUUUCAUCAUGGCCGGCAGCAGAUAGACACUGGAUUCCCUGUCUGGUAGACCUUCCAUGAUGAUCUUUUUUUCAUGUGUAUUUGUCAUUUUGAGAACAUAUUUUCUAGACAUUCGAGCUCAGAUUUUGCAUAUACUUAAGCAUGCGCUUAAUUUAUGCACAUGAAUAGUUCCACUGAAAUUAACACUGCAGAAAAUUGAGCAUAUGUGUAAGAUACAGUGGGAUUUUUAAGCUAAUUAGCUGCAGCUGUACUGCUGAAAGUGACAAUAAAAGUCACAGUGAGAUUCCAAGGUUUAAAGUCUUUUACAAGUUAAAAUAAGCAUAUAAAUCUUGGAAGCUCACUCUAGGAUCGGAAAAGUCAGCUUAGGCUCUGUAAUCAAGAUUUUUCUCAUAAAACCUAACGAUCAGGGUCCCGAGGGAGGGUUCCUUUCCCUCCUGAGUGAGGCUACAAGCUGCGGAAAGGUCAAGUCACCCUUGUUGUGGUAUGUGUUGGCUCUGCAGUACUUCCAAGAAGAAAAGUGUGCUGCUUAAUCAGUGGCGACAGGAGAUGCCAUUCUCGAUCUGCAUGGGGAGGACAUUUUGAGAAGUAAGGACUUUCCAUUCUCGUAUAGUUUAUUCUCUGACCACCACAGCCCCCUGAAGUAUUCCUGUUGAAGUUAGUGCUUUACUUAGCGUGUAUCUAUAACGUGAUAACUGUUAAUACUUUAUGGACAUCGUUGUGUAUGUGUUACACUAAUAGAAGCACGUUAAAUACAGCAGAGGCUGAACCAAAACGGGGCUUUAGUAUCUCCAUGAUAUCUGAGUAAAGUUGUCUUCAAGUAUCUCCUUAGAGGUGUCACUUUAUUUUUCAGUGCUGCACUUAGAAUUGAUUUAAAUAAAUCAUUUGUUACGGAUUGUCCUAGGACUCGAAUUUGAUGUUUCUAUCGAAGAGACCUUCAUAGGCCACCUGCGGUAUGUCAGGAGUAACACCACUGUCUGGUUUGAGAACAUACAGAACGCUGAACUCCGUUGGUUUUAGACUAAUAUAAACAGGGGAGAGUAAGAUCUAAAUGCUUAAGAUUUUUUGUUGAUACACGCUGUAUGACAGAAAUUCUUGGCCACAUCCUCAACUGAAGUCAGUGACCCUCUGGUCUGAUCUUCUCCAGAGUUGAUGCUUUAGAUUUUUUACAUGUAAAAAUGUCAGGGCUGAAUCUAGUCCUUAUAUCCAUGUACUCAGGCUUUGGAGAGAUUUGGUUCUGAGCUGUGGAAUUUGGCCUCCAAUGAUGUAAAACUAUACUGCAAAUAAAGCACUGGGUCUUAAAUGUUCUUCCCCAAAAGUGCGUUUACAGACAGAUUUAAAAUCAGGUCCGAUUCAAUGACUACUCUUCAUAAACUAUGUAGCGCUACCCAGGAGGGAGCAGAACACAGCUUUAUCCAUUAAAGCACAGGAACAGAAAGGCAGUUACAAGUCUGAAAAUGCAGAAGCCUGUUGUAAUGAUGAUAAACAUUUAUAUCUCACCAUUACACGGUUAAAUAUGGCCAUCAUAGAUUCUUCCACAAUACCUAAAAAAAUUAUGGCCCUCUCCUAAAAGUAACAGCAUUAGUGACUCUCCUAGGAGAACCUGGCAUUUUGCUAACAGCUGUUUCUUGUCUGGUACGAAAGGCUUCCUUCAAAAAAACGCUGACUGUCUGGGAAAAUAAAUGUCCUAUUUAAUUGAGUAAUUCACAGACACAGCCCCCGCUUCGGUGGGAAUCUUCUGUGUAGCAUCCACCAGCUCAGUCCCGGUGACUUGCACUUUUCCUAGGGUGUCCACAGUGCUGAAGUACUCUCCUGUAGCAAUACAAACAGGAGUGAAAUCUGUGUUACAUUGCAGUGUUACAUGACGUCCCUUUUAUUUCCCUUCCUAGCCAGGGCAGCGAUGUGCUGGGGCCCUCUGCUGGGUGGCUGCUGCUGCUGGCUGGAAACGAAAACAGGAAUUACGAAUGACUUCCUCAGCACAGCUAACAGCACGGAAACAUUUGAAAUGCACAGAGGAAGGGCAUUUUGGAAUCUGCUUUUUCAUUUUCACAUCAGAAGGAUACGGAAUUUCUGUGGCCUUGAUUUUUGUACAUAAGCUAGUACAACACCCCCCUGCCCAGCCCAGCUGUACGACUCGCCUACACUUUGUUUUCAUCAAGAAAACACAGCAAGAGCAUCCCUUCCUCAACCUUAGCAAGAGGACAGGCAUAUUUACUGUAACGUCCUUUAUAUUCUAAAAACGUGCCCAAUAGAUCAAUCGCAGUCCAUUUUUUUUUUUUUUUUUUUUAACAUUUAUUGGCUCUAAAUUGGUCUUUGGGGUGGAAGAGGUUGUUUUUAUUUUGCUCUUUCCCCCCCCCCACACUCUCAGCAGCAGCGAAAAAGCUGUCUGCAAAAAGACUGUGCUUUGUACAGAGCAAGUGGCAACCGUCCUGCGAGACCUGCUGACAGUGGUACGUCUGAGCACUGUGACAAAUCGCGUUAGCUGUUCCUUUACGGCGUACGUCCUAUCAAAGUAUUCUCUUUAGUCACGUUUUAUAGGAGUGUUAAAAAGCUACUGGCUAAUUAACCACUUUGACACUUGUAUAAUUCAGAGCUUAGUUUAAAAAAUAAAUCUGGCAACGAUAUUUUUGUGUUCUGUUUGUGCUGGCAUUUUGAAAGGCAGCAUUUAAAAGAUGUAAGCCGUGUUAAACGGACUAGGGUGAUCCAUGCCGCUGCCCUCUCAACUGUAGAACUGAAACUGCUGAAAUGGUUGACAGAGGUCAAACCCUGUUUUGGUAGAAAUUAAAAAAUUAGGGGGCAAAACAGCCCUGUGAUGGGCAGGAUAUGCCAAUUCCAUUUUAAACUGCUGCAGUUUCACCGAGUCAUGUGAACUUGCACUGGUUCGCCGUGGAUUUGGCUGGGUGUGUGCUAACAAAGAAUACAACAUGGUCUGGGUGAGAAAAGCACGUCUCUGGCAGACAAAGGGGCUCUUUCUGUGCUAAAGAAUGAUAAAUACAGUGGGCAGGAGUGUUUGACUAAGGAACAUGGCAUCCAACUAAUGCCGAGGCUGUGGGAAAAGUUCUGUUAGCAUCAAUCAUUAUAAAAAUUGGAAGCGACUCUUUGUAGAGUCCUGUGUUAAUCUGUAGUGGAUCUUCCAAACGACUGGAAAGCAGGAGAUGGGUUUGUUGAGUAACCCUCUCAUGAAGUUCUUAUGUUUGAUCUUAUGACGACCCGCACUUGGGAAGAAAAUAAAAAAUCUAAAAAAUUAAAUAAAAAUUUAGGAGAAAAUAAAUUAAAAAGGCCCAGUUUCUCAAGGGAUCAUUAUUCAUGAUUCUGAAAAUUAGAUUUCUUUAAGACAUCUCAUUGGAAAUGUAGGCCCUAAGCUCACCGAUUCCUUCUGAAAAGACAGGCCUUAGUACGUAUUUUGAUUAGAACAAGUGUUAAUCGUCAUCUCUUUAUGGAGUCCUUUAGAGAGAAAAGGCAUCGUGGAAGGCCUGAUUAUUCUUCACGUCUGAGCAACAGACGAGUUUUCCCCAACCACCGUAAGGUUCUUUAUCGGAUGGGGCUGAAAUCUUGCAUUGCCUACGUGCUGAGCAUGGCUUCUCCAUCUUGCUUGGUACUGGACAUGACACCUGGAAAUAAGUUUCAAGGCUUUAGUUGUAAGCAGUAGGGUGCUGCAUGGCCAAAAGGAGCUCAAACUGAGCUUCGAGGAAAUUAUGGCAGUAUGCGUAUGGCUUCGGUACGCACUUAAUUUGUACCCACAAAUAGGCAGUGUUUAUUUCUACUGGGCAUUUGGGCAUGCAAGUGAUAACGUGCAUAAAUCCUGCAUGACACCGAACAAUGGGAGCUAGAGGUAUUUCUCCCAGCUGCAGCAGGGGCCUGACGCUUGCAUGGCUCAUGCCUUGACUGCUUAACAGCUGAAGCUGUGGACUUCAUUACUGGUAGCGUGGCUAUUGCUGUUCCUUGUACAACCAUUUAUUUUUUAUUUUUUUGUCCUAAAGUUAGAGUCAAAGCAAGAGAAGUGGUGAGUUCAGAACGUGUUGAAGGUCUGGAGUCCACACUACAGCUCUGUAAUGGGGUCUGUAGUUGUCAGCUCACCUCCUGAUGAUCAGCCCAGCUUUUUCAAAUGGAUUCAGCAGCUCACAGGGGUUGAGUCCUUCAUUAUUUUACUGCCCAGCGAUGAAAUAUGUAGGUGGGACUACAAAUAGACUUACUGAAGCAGCUUGCUUGAAGGGAAGGCGGUAUCUGUCGUGGAUCUGGGGGGAAUGGAACCAGCUGUCUGUGGAUGAGGGGAGACAAGUAAGCUAUUGCAGAUAUCCCAAUCAAAGUCAGAGUGCUUUUAGAUUGCCUCCUCUAAGCAAUCUUUACUGAAUUUAUUUUUGCUCCUUCAAUGCGUACAUUUUAGCACUAAGCAUUUAGCCACUUUUUACUUCCUAUCAUUUAUUAGUAUGAAUUUAAGACCUCUGCAAUUCCUCGAUUCCCCUCAACCCAAGAAAUCACAUUUAGUUCUGUUGCACCACAAAGCAAAACCAGGUAUGGAUUGAAGUCCUAGACACACUCAUCCUCGUGCAACUCUUCUUGAAUAACUAGUUGUGCUAGCAAAAAGACCCAAACCAAACCAAGAUGUGGCUUUUCUUGUUUUAGCACAUCUGGGAGGAAGUUCAGCGGUUUUCAUUAUUCUGGGCUCCUCUUAAAAGGAAACGCUUCUUCUAAAGUGAGCUGUGCUCUAUUUUUAAAUACAUUUAGACUGCUGCAUUCAGGGGUAAAAUUGCAAGGGAAGAAAUGUUGUAAAAGCUCUUUCCCACAUGCCUUCUGGCGUGUCAGGUGUAUUUGGCUUGGAGGGGAGGGGAGCUGGGGCUGUUGGAGGCAGAACAGCAGCAUGCAAAGGUAAGAGCCCCGAACUGUCUUCACUUCAGAGAUGCUCAGAAAGCAUUUAAAAACAAACAAACAAACAAACAAACAAAAAACCACCUUAAUUCCUCUUUUCCCCCUUUUGUCAUCUUGUUAGUUGCUACACAGAGCUUCUGGGGCUACAGUAUGAGUCAUCUGGAUCCUUUAAUACAGGAUUGGGCACUGGUGCAGUGGCUAGAAAUCCUAGAAUCUGGGACGUUUGUUGGUGAGAUUCUUGCUAGAGUAAGGAUCAAAAGUGCUGAGCAGCCUCAAAGCUAAUGGAAAAUGAAGGCAUUCAGGACCUUAAGACAGACUUCAGGAUUUAAAUCCUUGUAAUUGAGAGCUGUAUUAAGAAGGGCCCAUUGCUGUCCCUGAGCCAGGGGCUUCCUCACUCACCUCAGUAAGAGUACCCACCACGCAGGAUUAAAAUUCUCUAUUAUCACACACCAGAACAGCAGCCUUGUUUUAAUAAAUCAUUGUAACUGAUCAUUAAUCUCGUAUGAGGAAGUUGUGUCCACAUUAGUGUCAGAGAGAUGUGUUUGUUCUCCUCACUGUUCAGUUAAUGAAGGUGAAUGUUCUGAAUCCAUUUUGGAGCAGAGUUUUUGUUCAGAAACUUUUGAAAGGAAUGUCAUCUGUAAUGACGGAUGGGUCCUUAAGUGUCGACUUGGCAACUUGUCCUACUGUGGGUAGCUGCAGAAAUAUUUCAUGUAUGUUGUUGUAGACUUACAAACAUUAAUCAUGUUCUCAUUCAAGUGUCUGCAUUUCUGACACAGAUGUGACAUAUCUGUAUAUAUUAUAAAUCAAUACUAUUUUUAACCACAUAUUUUGUACAAAUAUUCACAUUAGCUCUGUACUUCAGUGAAAAUCUAUUAUGGUAUUAAACAUUUUGGUGGAAUUAGCAGACUCGUCUAUGCUUUAUUUUCAUUUUGUAAGUAUUAAGCGGUGAUUUAUUUGAUUUAUUUCUUGCAUCCAAGACAAGUACUACUGUUUCCAGGUAUUCAGAACAAUACCUUAAAUCCAAAUAGACCUGUACCUCUAGUGACUAACUCCGGCCACUGCCAAAGUGUGCAGGUCACUCCUGCAGCUUCCCAGCCCCCUAGGUCUGAGUGAUGGAAGGCCAAAAUUCAAGUUGAACUGACAAUGAAUGUGAGUACUAUUUUUCCUAGUUAAUCAGAGCAACAGUAGGAGACAGCACAUUGCAACGAGAUUUCAAUCUACAUGGUACACACAGGUGCAAUUUUAUAAGGUCUUUUUCCUUUUUACCCCUUUCUCUGAAGCUGCUGCCAUUAGAUCACUGAUAGGAAGCGGAUGCUGAGCUUCAUGCAUCAACAGGUGUCAUGUUGCCUCAGAAGAAGGGAAGAAUACCUUCCAGCGUAGCUGUGAGCUGUUAUUGGAGAGUCCUGGUGACUUGCUUACUAUUUCUUCCAAGUGCUUUCUCUUUCCAGCCAGACCAGCCCAAGGUGUUGUUGGUAUCUUUUGAUGGAUUUCGAUGGGAUUACAUCUAUCAAGUCUCAACUCCCAAUUUUCAUUAUGCCAUGCAGAAUGGUGUUCAUGUUAAACAGGUCACUAACGUGUUCCUAACGAAAACGUAUCCUAAUCACUAUACAAUGGUGACAGGUCUCUAUGCAGAAAGCCACGGUAUAAUUGCUAAUGAGAUGUAUGACCCUAUUCUGAAUGAAACUUUCUCUGUGAACAACAUGGAUAGCUCCAUUUGGGAAAGUGGGAUCUAUAAUUCCAAGUUCUGGGAAGAAGCCAGCCCGAUAUGGGUAACAAACCAGAUGGAAGGACAUAAAACUGGAGCAGCUCUGUGGCCUGGAACGGAUGUGAAAAUACAUGGAGUCUUUCCAACCUAUUACAUGCCCUACAAUGAAUCUGUUUCAUUUGAAGACAGAGUUGCUAGGCUUAUCGACUGGUUUAAGUUGGAAGAACCCAUAAAUUUUGGUCUGCUCUACUGGGAACAGCCUGAUGAGAUGGGCCAUGUUCUGGGCCCAGAAAAUCCACUUAUGGGACCGAUAAUUAGUGAUAUUGACAAGAAGCUGGGAUACCUGAUGUUUGAACUGAAGAAAGCGAAGCUGUGGAAUGUGGUAAAUGUCAUAAUCACGAGUGACCAUGGGAUGUCACAGUCAUCCUCAGAGCGGCUCAUUGAGCUUGAUCAGUAUGUGAACAGAGAGCUCUAUCGAGUCAUUGACCACUCUCCUGCAGUAGCUAUUUUGCCAAAAGAAGGCAAACUGGAUGAAGUAUAUGAAGCUCUGGCCAAUGCUCAUCCCAACAUGACUGUUUAUAAAAAGGAGCAGAUUCCAGAUAGAUUCCAUUACAAACACAACCACAAGAUUCAGCCAAUCUUAGCUGUGGCUGAUAAAGGAUGGGAAAUUGUAUUCAAUAAGUCCGAUGGUUUUCAAUUUGGUAAUCAUGGAUAUGACAACAGCUUACAAGAAAUGCAUCCCAUUUUUUUGGCAGUCGGGCCUGCUUUCAGAAAGAAUGUCACCAGAGAAGCCAUGAAUUCUACAGAUUUGUACCCCUUGUUGUGCCAUCUCCUCGGUAUAACCCCCCUGCCAAACAAUGGUUCGUUCAACAAUGUGAAAGAUAUUCUUGCUGAAAAGGUUCCUGUACUCUUGGGAGCAGACAUCUAUGCUGCUGUUGUUGGAGUCUUUCUAAGCGGAUUUCUUGUUAUGAUUUUUUUUGCACUUCUUGUUAAGCAUGUAAUCCUUACCCAAACAAGUACCAAGCGAAUGCGACGUAGUGAAGCUUCCCAGCCACUCUUAGAAGAUCCAUAGCGCUUGCCAGUGGAGGCACGGUGAAGUUUUAGAGUAACCCUUGGUACUGUUUCUUGCUUGAUGCUUAAAAUAAGCUUGUACAAAUAACAACUAAUAGCAGAGGUUCAGCAUAAACAUGUAAAGUAAAAGAAAACAGAUGCUGAUCCAUUGGUACA